This is a messenger RNA of Moesziomyces antarcticus, 1092 nucleotides long. RefSeq lists its product as uncharacterized. Bases 1 to 1092 code for a protein of 363 amino acids. Gene Ontology annotation, biological process: acyl-CoA metabolic process; fatty acid catabolic process. Gene Ontology annotation, cellular component: peroxisomal matrix. The transcript is spliced from 2 exons. Lineage: Eukaryota; Fungi; Basidiomycota; Ustilaginomycetes; Ustilaginales; Ustilaginaceae. Gene Ontology annotation, molecular function: fatty acyl-CoA hydrolase activity. The record is from RefSeq and is a predicted model, not a curated record.
AUGACCAAGACAGGAGAUCGCGAGAUGGGCCGAGAACCCACUUCCGAGGAGCAGGAGCCUCCGGUCUACGAGCAGGGUGUCAACUCGCCCUCGCGCUCAGGCGCCGCUGACAUCGCCGAGGCGCUCGAAGUGGAAGAGAUCGACGAUGACCUGUACAAGUCGCUGACGCUCUGGAAGCCCGCACGCGCCCGCGGUGUGUUUGGCGGCCAGGUGAUUGCGCAGGCCGUGGCGGCAUCCAACAAGACCGUCCGAGAGGGCAUGCUUCUUCACUCGCUCCACAGCUACUUCCUGCUAGCGGGAGACGAGACGCGGCCCAUCAUCUAUCACGUCACGCGCGUCCGCGACGGUGGCUCGUACGUCACGCGAUCCGUCAACGCGACCCAGCGAGGCAGGAGCAUCUUUACCAUCAUCCUCAGCUAUCAGAAGCCCGAACCGCACCAGCCGUUCUUUGCCAUCCCCACGCCGUCGCUCGAUGCAGACGGUCGGUCGCUCCUCGAAUCCAUCACUGGCUCGCAUGCGACGGGCAACCACUCGGCCAAGUCGAUCAACUUCCGCGCUCUCCCAGGGCCGCUCGAUUGCCCGCUGAAUGAGCAUCGAUACCAGGAGGUGCUCAAGCAUGGUAAUCCGGACGCCCGCGUGCGCAAGGUGCUCGAGGGCUGGAUCAGCGAUCGUCAAGCCUCACCUGUCGAGAUCCGCGACGCCCUGCCGGGGAUGUACGACCACAACGGAAUUCCUACUCCCGGCAACCAGCAGGCAUUCUGGAUGCGAACCCGCAGACCGAUGAGCGGAGGCCUCGAGGCUCAAAAGGUCGCCCUCGCCUACGCCUCGGAUUUCUACCUACUCAGCACUGUACCCAAGGCACUCAACAACAGCAGACGCAUCAAGAUGAUGGCCAGUCUCGACCACAGCAUGUGGUUCUACCAGCCAUUCGAGGUACAUGAAUGGCUCCUCUUUGUCAUGCAGACACAGGCAGCUUCCAAUGGUCGCGGCGUCGUGAUCGGACGCAUCUACCGCGAGGACGGCACACUCGUCGCAGUCGUCUCCCAAGAAGGCCUCGUGCGUGGCAACGAUCCAAAACCUGCCAAGCUCUAA